AUGUCCAAUGGUAACUCUGGUGCCAUAUCAGCAGCAAACCAAGCUACCAUCACACGAAAUAAUAAUGACCCAGCAAUAAUUGCUUUACAAAAUCAAUUUCGUGACAUUAUCAAAGAUUUAAAUACAACAAGAAUCGGUUUUAUACCGGAUUUGGCUGCAAAAAAUCAACUGUUUAUCGAGUCACUUACGAAAGUUAAGCAAGUUGAAAUGCUUUGGGCAAUAUUUAAACUAUUAAAUUUAUUUCUUGAAUCAAACAACGCCGAACUUAUUUAUCGCACUAACAAUAAACAAAUAACAGGAUUAAAAGAACCAGAACUCGGACCAAAAGGUCUUUUGACAUUUUACAUUGACAUUGACCCUGAAAACUGCAAAGGUCUUUAUCCAUACACAAGACUUAACUGCCAUCCAUUCGAGCUAUACUUAGUGUACCAUCCAUUAGGCGUUGUUAUCAACCACGAGAACUGCCAUGCUUGCGAUGCCCUUUUGCAUAUCGACGAAAUACUUUCUGGAGUCAACAGAAAUAAGGAAGGCCAAAGCGAAAUAAUACAACAGAACUUCGCAAAUUACAAUAAGCAAUAUUUUAUCCAAAGAUUGCAAGUUUUUACAAAGAUGAUUACAUCAGAAGUCAAAAAUCUUAUUCCAACUAUUUCACUUAUGAGCCUUGACCCAAACGAAAUCAAAAACUACUACGAUGGAUCACGGUUUAACGAAGAUGUUUUAAAAUACUUAAAUCCUCCUGACAAAAUGUCCCCAAGCCAGUUAAAGGACUUAUCUAAAGAAAUUGACCACAUGAAAAGUAUUAAAAACUCUAAAGACUUUUAUUCAGAAAUUAAAUCAAUUGCCUCACGUUUUAAUAAACCGGAUUUACUAUCAAAGGCCAAAAAUGUUGAAAAGGCUUCGGCUAUUUUGGAUGCUUUUUGCGCUAUAUACUUAGCAUGGAACACAUUCAAUUUCGAUGAUUUAAAAAUCGUUUUUCCAUGGACCAUCAAAUUGGACGACCACAUGAAGCAAAUCCUCAACAGAUUCGAUAUUGACGAAUAUACAUUCAGUGAAGGCCAUGCUUUGAGUGCAUACGAUAAAGUUUUUCCAAAUGAAGCUUUGAUCUACUCAUUUGAAGAAGCUAAAAAGUUCCGAUUCGCAUUUGAUGGCACCCCAUCUGAAUUUCAGGAAUAUUACCACCUUAUCUUAUUAGGCAAUGGAAAUAUUCCAAUUCGAUUCAAUCACCUAGGUCCUAUCAACAACCAGAUUCAUUUCUUUAAAGCAAUGACUUCCAAAAAACAUUCAGAUUCUUUUAAGAAAGCUUUGUCUCACUGGAGCUACUUAUUUUGCGAAAUCACAGUAAAAAGUAUGAUUGUCGUUAGAAAGCCAUCAAAAUUACAGUUAAUUUGGACGGCUAUUAAGUGUCGAAAAGUUGAUAUUUACAUUGGAACGCUAUACUUAUCAUUUUGCGCCCUUGCUGUUAUUUUUGGAGAGGAUGAUCAGCACUUCUAA
Molecule: messenger RNA, 1491 nt
Organism: Trichomonas vaginalis G3
Lineage: Eukaryota; Parabasalia; Trichomonadida; Trichomonadidae
Exons: 1
Coding region: 1-1491 (496 amino acids)
Source: RefSeq, a predicted model, not a curated record